AUGUCUCGAUACUUACGUCCGGCGGCUAGAUUAGCUGCCUCUGCACGUACCGCCGCAGUCCCCCGAACUAUUCCCCGGUUUGCUCCCGCUUCUUUCGCCAUUUCUCAACGGAGAACGUUCGCAGAUGUAAAGGGUACCAAGGAAUACACUGUCCGUGAUGCCCUCAACGAGGCUAUGGCUGAGGAGCUCGAGGCCAAUGACAAAGUUUUCGUUAUCGGAGAGGAAGUUGCCCAGUACAAUGGCGCAUAUAAGGUUACGAAGGGCCUUUUAGAUCGCUUUGGAGAGAAGAGAAUUAUUGAUACCCCGAUUACUGAAAGUGGUUUCUGUGGUUUGGCUAUUGGUGCUGCGCUGAGCGGUUUGGCUCCUGUUUGCGAGUUUAUGACUUUCAACUUCGCCAUGCAGGCUAUCGACCAGAUCGUCAACAGUGCUGGCAAGACGCUCUAUAUGUCCGGUGGUAUUCAGCCCUGUAACAUCACGUUCCGCGGCCCUAACGGCUUUGCCGCCGGUGUCGGCGCUCAGCACUCUCAGGACUACAGCGCUUGGUAUGGAUCUAUCCCUGGUCUUAAGGUUGUUUCUCCCUGGUCUGCCGAAGAUGCCAAGGGACUGUUAAAGGCUGCUAUCCGUGACCCCAACCCAGUCGUCUUCCUUGAGAACGAGCUUAUGUACGGUGUCUCUUUCCCCAUGUCCGAAGCCGCCCAGAAGGACGACUUCGUUAUUCCGUUUGGCAAGGCCAAGAUCGAACGCCAGGGCAAGGAUCUAACUUUGGUCUCCCUUUCUCGUACCGUUGGACAGUGCAUGGUCGCAGCCGAAGCCCUAAAGAAGAACUACGGUGUGGAUGUGGAAGUUAUCAACUUGCGGUCGAUAAGGCCUCUGGAUAUCGAGACCAUCGUCAAAUCGGUUAAGAAGACGCACCGCCUGAUUUCUGUCGAGUCCGGUUUCCCCUUCGCUGGUAUGGGCGCUGAGAUUCUUGCUACGACCAUGGAGUAUGCUUUCGACUACCUAGAUACCCCUGCCCAGCGAAUCACCGGUGCUGAAGUCCCCACACCAUAUGCCCAAGGCCUAGAGCAGAUGAGCUUCCCGACGGAAGACCUCAUUGAGAAGUUUGCUGCGAAGGUGCUACGUGUAUAA
This is a messenger RNA of Daldinia childiae, 1128 nucleotides long. Its product is annotated as Pyruvate dehydrogenase E1 component subunit beta, mitochondrial. NCBI's taxonomy places the organism in Eukaryota, Fungi, Ascomycota, Sordariomycetes, Xylariales, Hypoxylaceae. Gene Ontology annotation, molecular function: pyruvate dehydrogenase (acetyl-transferring) activity. Gene Ontology annotation, biological process: pyruvate decarboxylation to acetyl-CoA. The record is from RefSeq and is a predicted model, not a curated record. The transcript has 2 exons. Bases 1 to 1128 code for a protein of 375 amino acids.